Molecule: messenger RNA, 2343 nt
Organism: Oikopleura dioica
Lineage: Eukaryota; Metazoa; Chordata; Appendicularia; Copelata; Oikopleuridae
Source: the annotation of a GenBank genome assembly
AUGAAACUUUUGUCUUCCUUGCUAUCAGCAGCGCUGGGCGACAUCUACCUCCACUUUCCAAGAGGCUCCAACAAUCGCCUAAACGAGCAUACAGAAAAUCGAGCAAAUGCGAAUCGCCUCUAUGACUCGGAAAACAACAAUCAGGGAGGAUACAAUGUCGGUGACAAGACUGAUCUUGAGGCAGAAGAUAUGAGCGGCCAAUCGAAAGCUGUCUACUUCCAGUCGGGAUCAUCACCAUCGGAAUUGACGCUAGAAUGGACAAAUCAACACGGCUGUGGGAGAAAAGGGGCCAACGAUGCGAAUUGGGUCGACUGUUCGUACACAAUCCAGUACAUGUGCCAGCCUGUCGGCUCCAGUAGCAUCCAAAACGGAUUCGACACCGAAACAUCCACCUAUACUCCUCCGCCAGACAUGGGCAUGGAAAGCGAACAAGCAUAUCUCGACCGAAUGGUCUACGAUGCCGAGCGAUCAGCAGACAAGGGCAUCCACGAGUCCUGGCACUACUACGACAACUGCUACAAACGAGAGCGAAAUCGAGGUCUCUUCGUUGCCGAUCAAAAUCGAAAUCGAGACCGAGGAGCCACGCGAACUCGGCAAAACCCAGCUGGAAAUCAAUAUGGCUACGAGUGCCCUGAAGAACGGGAUUACUAUCCUUACUGGCACCCUUCACCGUGGGUCGACAUUGCUUAUCUGACCUCAGAAACCGGACAGUGUCCAGAAAUUGCGGAAAACUCUGGAAAUCGAGCGCCAAAGAAUCUUUGCGUCCAGUAUUAUGAGGAAUCCGACAUCAGAAUGCCUUCCAUGGCUAACCACGAGGAAGCCUGCUUAGCCGUUGGAGGCGAGUGGACAAGCUUUUACAACUACCAAGAGAUCAUCAACGAGAUCGAAUCGGAACAAGAAUGCAUGGACAAAGCUGGAGACAUUGGAAAAGUCUACGGAGAUGACAUGCUCUGGGCUUUUCCUUUCUUUGACAAUGAAAUGGUAGCACCUGAAGAGAAAUGCCUCAUUUUCGCACCAGAAAUAAUUUGUCAGAAAGCAGAGUACACGAGAGCCAAUCAUCUUGGAAACACAAAAGCCGUUGAAUCACCAUCCUUCACAUGGACUCUUCCGAAUUUCUACAGCGAAGAAACGCGCGACUGCGCUCUUCGAGUUCGAUACAACAUCACAACCAACGAUUACCCCGAUGAGUUUGACUCUCGAAACACGGAAAGCUACUAUGACAUUCUCAAGCUUGAUAACGAUCCAACCGUAACAAUGUUUGACAACCUCGAGUUGCAGCUCGCCAUCAACACCGCCCAAGUGUCUCGAGUCUUCCAAGACCGAUCUCAUUUGUUUCAAAUCGCCCCCCGUCCGGCCGAAGUUGAUGAUGACCGAAAAAUCGUCAACGUCGGUGUUCGAGGACGACGAGGGAAUAUUGUUCAAGCCUACCCAUCUGUCGAAUACGAUUUCUCUCCUCAGAACUUGGAAGUUACAUCCGAAGAUCUUGUCCACAUCCAAUGGGAGGGCAGCAACACUAAUCCCGCUUCAGAUGGCGAAGGUCGAGAACAUACCGAUAGAAAUAACUGGGUGCCAAUGGUCGUUCCUGGCGCCAGUAUUCCAUUUGGCGAGCCAAACCCUGGCUCUCCUGAAACCUUUUCAUUCGUUGAAAACGGCGAAACAAUAACUUUGGAGGCGAACCGAUUCAACAACGUCCAGGCGAAGGAAUUGAAAACUCUCUGCGAGUCGAUUGACUCAACGAUCCCAGUACCGACGAGUCAAGAAUACAAUGACGCUCUUGAGGCAUUCAACAGAAAAGCGAAUGGAAACUCGAGAGGAAACUUCUUCCUCGGCAUAAGCGAUGAAGAAGAAGAAGGAGAAUGGCUCGACAUGCACUCAGGAAAGCCCAUCAGCUAUUUCAACUGGCGACGAAAUCGACCCAACAACAAAGAUGGCGCCGAGCACUAUGCUUUCAUGAUCAGCAACGGACAAUGGGAAGACGUCGAGGAGGGUCGAACCGUCAGCGGCGCCAUCUGUGUCCGACCCUUUGUUCCUAAAGAAUACCAGCUUCCGGAUAUGAUCGAAGAAUGGGUCUGGACAAGCGUCGAUGGAGUAGACAAGUCUGAAACUGAUAAUUUUUACGUCCAAAUGGCUUCAUCCGGCUAUUACGGAUGUAAAGAUGACGGAACCUGUGAUCGAGCACUCAACGACGAAGAUCUUACGAAAAUGAACGCGAAGCUGAACAACGCUCCAGCUCAGUUCCUUGGAAAUAUCGUCCGAUUCAAGUCAGGAAAUCAUCAAGCCAUGUGCACAAGAAACAACAACUUUUCUAACCGUGCUCAGAAGACUGAUAUUACUGUCAUUUAA